Molecule: messenger RNA, 2915 nt
Organism: Schistosoma spindalis
Lineage: Eukaryota; Metazoa; Platyhelminthes; Trematoda; Strigeidida; Schistosomatidae
Source: the annotation of a GenBank genome assembly
ACUUAAAUGUAUGUUAUAUUGGACGUGGCACGUCCUCUAAUGACCUUGUCUGCAUGUGAAUACAUUACGAACUAAGUGGGAGGUUGUUGCUGUUCAGUAAUGGUUUAUGUCAUGAAGUCUCUUCAGAAUUUUGAUGCUUUUGCAAAACCACUCAAAGACUUUCGUAUCAAAACGCUGUCUGGAGCUUUGGUUUCAAUAAUAAGUAGUCUAAUCAUCGGAGUUUUGUUCACAUCAGAACUUCUCUCUUUUACGCGCACACGGAAUAAGCAGGAGAUUAUUGUAGAUGUCAAUCGUGGAGAAAAGAUGUCUAUCUACAUGGAUAUAACACUAAACUUUAUCCCGUGCAGAUUUUUAAGCCUAGAUACAAUGGACACAACAGGUGCACAGCAGCUAAAUGUUAUGCAUGAAGUUUAUAAAACUAGUGUUUCAGUUGAUGGUACUCCUUUAUCAGAUAGUAUUCGCCAUGCUGUAAAUGAUGCUUCGGCUAUCACAACGACGAGCGAUCCCAAUUAUUGUGGCUCAUGUUAUGGGGCAGAGUCUCCUUCAAGGAAAUGCUGUAAUACAUGUGAGGAAGUUCAAAUGGCGUAUAAUGAAAUGCGAUGGGUAUUUGUAAAUAUUUCUGCGUUUGAACAGUGCCGAAAGGAAAACUGGAACGAGAUUAAACAAAAGAUAGGCAAUGAAGGUUGCAGAAUUCAUGGAAAUUUAACAGUUAAUCGAGUUGGUGGGGCGUUUCAUAUUGCUCCCGGUCAUAGUUACACUGAAAAUCAUGCACACUUUCAUAGCUUUCAAAGUCUCGGUCCUGUUCAGUUCAACGUGUCUCAUUCAAUCGGGGAGCUUCGUUUUGGUGACUCAUAUCCUGGUCAAGUUAAUUCACUAGAUGGAACAAAAAUGGCGGUACAAACACAUUCCCAGAUGUUUAUUUACUACUUAAAACUGGUACCGACUAUGUAUACUGGCGUUAACCGAAAUGAAAACACUGUGAUAACUAAUCAAUAUUCUGCUACAUGGCAUUCAAAAGGUACGCCUCUAUCUGGUGAUGGUCAAGGAUUACCUGGUAUAUUUUUCAAUUAUGAAAUAGCCCCUUUACUUGUUAAAAUUACCGAAGAGAAAAAGUCAUUUAUACAUUUCUUGACAAACACAUGUGCAAUUAUUGGAGGAGUAUUUACAGGUAAGAGUAUAUUGGACCUAUUUUCUGUGCCAGCGCUCCUUUUUUUCAUUACGGUUUACAACAUUGUCGUUAAAAAUUUACUUAGAAUGUUUUACCAUUAGAAAUAAUAAUGGUACAUUGUUUGUUGAAUGCUGUACUUGGUAGAUUCAGUAAAUAUUCUUAAUAAGUUAUUUUUGAAAUCAUUUCCAUUCUGAUUUUAUGUCAGUUAAAAAAGUAUUGUGAACUAGAAUAAAAAAGAAAUAGACGAUCUAUUCAGUUUUUUCUUAAGAUUUUUGAUAUCACAUGGCUAGAUAACAUUGCGUGGCUGAAAAUGGUGACUGAAUACAUGUGAUAACAAAGUUUAUCAAUGAUGUCACAGAGGUUCAGUUUCUCUCUGUCUACAUUUCUCGAUAUUUUGUCAUUCAGUUAGCUGUAAUCAACCUAGAGCUUCACCUAAAUAUGCGUUAUCAUAGGUUAACAUACCGCAUUGGAACGACUCGAUGGAAUCAACAUAAACAGAAAUGCAGUAAGAAUAAUUGUUGUAGCGAUGAGUGAGAAAAAUGAAACACUUAAAAUACAGUGAGAUGGAAUGAAAAGAUUACACUUUUAGACAUCGCUCUACAUACUCAUGUCUAAUAACUGGGUAAUUACAUAAGCUCUUACAACCGAUUGUGUAAUAUACAUGUAUGUGGUAAGUGAUUUGCCUGGGUUUAUUUGCAGGAUUAUAACUUACUCAAUGACCUAGUUUAAUCGCUCAUUGAAAUUAGCAAUGUACAACAUUGGAUCUCGGCUCAGUGCUCGCCGUGAGACUUCAAGUUUUGAGUUUGACUCACAGUGAGGUCGUGGAUACACACUGCUAAGACAACUGUUCAGUGUUUUCUCGUUUUGAAUGGCUGUCUAAGGUCAGUUCGUGAAGAUCAGUGACCUCAAUUAAUCACUCAUAAUGCUUUAUUUUCUUAUAUACUUAAUCUAGUCUUUAGAUAAAAAUUAUAGACUGUAAGUGAACAGUCACAUAUAUUUACUUUUACUUAAUUAUCGGCAGCAUCUCUCGUGUAAGCAUUAAUGACAUUGUUAAGUUAACCGAAUGUUGUUAGAGGAAAGCGUAGUUUAACCUUUGACUUGUGAGUGUUAGUUUACACGUUACAUGUUCAUCAAUAAGGAUUUAAACAUAUCAUCAGUUAUCACGUGUUAAAUAUAUUUUAAACUUCAUUCACUUAUAACAAAUAAAGUUUGCUACUGGUCUGCCAAAUAAACAAUCAUAUCAUUUAGUUGUAAACAUCAGUAACUACUAAUUACGUGGUCUUUUUUGGUGACUUCUGUUUAUCCAAUCUCGACGAUGUAAUAUGGUUACGUUUACUCAAUUCAUAGAUAACUGGACGAACUUCUGAUCAUUUUUUGUAAUUAUUUCAUUUAUUCAGUACUUUAGUAUUUUUGUUUUAAUUUAUUUUAGUGGCAAGUCUUCUGGAUGCAUUUAUUUAUCACUCUACAUGUAUAUUACGUAACCGUCAUCAUAGAAAUUAACAUUAUUAAAUGUACAAUGUUUUUUGUAAUUUAUUUGUUCUCUACUUCCUUUCUUAUAUUUAUUCGUCUUUCGUUCUAUUUUCUAACAUAUUCUAAUUUGUGUUUAAUAAACUGGUUUGGUGUAAACAUUGCGCGAUUCCUCAUGUCUUUCGACUCCCACUAUUUGUUGCUUUUUUCUUUAUGUGUAUACAUCGGUAUCAAUACAGUGUAUGUGAAUUCUUUUUGAAAAUCCAUUUAUUAUGAGCCU